CAUUUUAAGGUCAUCAAUACCUCUACGCGCAUUAUGCGCGCUAUUAAACUAAGGGUAGAUUCGGAUUCUAGAGGUUAGGUUACCUAUAUAUACGUGGUUUUCCGGUGCGCGUAUGCCAUAUGUAGGCCAAUAUAUAGAGGAGAGUUUUGGGCUCAAUAGCAGUCAAGUUGACCUGCUGCGCGCUCGCAGGGCACCCUACUAUGGCCCUGGGGAUCCACUUUCUCCUGGCGUUUUCCGGUGACAGUGCCACUCUGUAUCGUCUGUUAAGGAGCUUCCACGAUGAGCAAGCGACAGGCACCUUCUCUUCCAUCUUAUGUACAUGACCUGCUCCAACACAACCCGACAACAUGGCGCCAAUACGCCGCUACCUGAGAAUUACCAAAUACUCGGUGCUCGAAUGCCGCAUAUACUUGGACAAUCCCGCGCUGGCGCAGAGUUGGCUUCUCAACCCCCGAGACCCAAUCCUGCCAAAGGUCAUUGAGAGCGUGCGCCCACUGGUCCUGCCCAAACUCCGUGAGGAGAGGGAGCGGGAGAGAAGUAGGAAGAAAAACAAGAAACGCAGCAUCAAAGAUGUGGUCGUCGAGGAUGAGUUCGAGGUGUCGAUCUUUCUGACAGAGACCGACACGCGACAUUCGUUGCUGCACAAACAAAAGCUAUUCCGCGACAAGGUGCAGACAAAGCUGACGUCAAACUCGUCCAAGCUAACGGGCGCAUCCCGCGAGGCGCCCAUUGAUGUGGAGGGCGAGUUUCUUCAAGCGGGUACCCAGACCAACGUACCGAUACUUCGGGAAGAAGACGAGGACGAAGACAGGGUCAAGUUGGCAGACAUCCCUACGCUAGAUGAAACGGCAGACGAGCCCGGUCCCACCAAUAGGAGACCGAAGAGACGGCGCCGAGGACCGGCCGGGCCUAACGAACAGGGAAACAAGUCGGACAAGACCUCCGACGCUGAUAGCGAUAGUGACGUGGACGCCAUCGAAACAGACUCUUCCGCCGAGCGACUGUUUGUGGAUGAUAGCGACGGCAAUGGGAGCAAUGCUUCGAUUGGUCCGCCGCCGCCAAAGCGCCGCAGGGAAAGCGCGGAGCCGGAUGGUGGGACCGAGCAGCGCGACGACAAGAAAAAGAUGGCUAUGGAUAUAUCGUACGAGGGUUUCGCCAUCUACGGGCGCGUGCUGUGCCUCGUGGUCAAGCGGCGGGACGGCGGAGGCAACGGCGGCAGUACAGCCGGCCCGUCGGGCGGUAAAUCCCAAAGCGACCGCCCAGGAGGCCAGGCCGUGAUGGAGAAUUGGAUUACAUCCACCCAAUUGCCUGAACCCGCAAUUGGGGAAGCCGACGUCCCCUGAAGUGACCCGCGACUGGCCGCCAAAUCGGGCGGGAGACGCAGCUUGACCGCCCUGGAACGCGGGCUCGGCAGAGAAGCUCUGGGCGGGGGAUCUGCCGAGGAUCGUCUCCGCGACGCCACCUGAAAGGGCGCACUUGUGUGGCUCGAAUCGCUAAUCAUAACUGCCACGACUGCUUGAUGUCACCAAGGCAAGAACACACUAGCCUUUCACCCUUCAACCAAUCUUGGAAAUUAUCAAUUGGAAGGGCUCCGCACCCUUUGUUUCAGUUUCUCGCUUGCGGAGCAGAUU
Messenger RNA from Canariomyces notabilis, 1631 nucleotides. RefSeq lists its product as uncharacterized. Bases 348 to 1343 code for a protein of 331 amino acids. Lineage: Eukaryota; Fungi; Ascomycota; Sordariomycetes; Sordariales; Chaetomiaceae. The record is from RefSeq and is a predicted model, not a curated record. The transcript has 2 exons.